UUACUGCGUUGCAUCGUAUACAGUGGAUUGCAUUCUGCAUAUUAAUUUAAUUUUCACCGUCUUUUAUGUUGCUUCACGCGAUCUGUAUUUGCGCCAGCUACCGAGCAGAAUGACGUCAAGGCAACUAUGGACCGUCGUCACAACAGUAGUAGUAAUGCUCGCAAUCAUGACCGGUGUAAUUGAUCGAGGGGUCGGCGCAUUGGAUUGCCAUUUCUGUAUCGGAGUGAAUCAUUGUAACGUGACCAGUGAACAGAUUGAACCGGUGACCUGCACGGAGAAAAUCGUUCACCUGACCAACGAGUCGCUAGCCGGAUUCAUGCCAACAUUGAGCAGCAGCCGGAUUCGAGAUCGGGAGGAUUUUCAGUGUGUUCACAUGAAGGCUACCUCGCUUACUGACCGGACGUUUCUGUUCAUACGAGGAUGCAUCUUCGGAUCGAUCGAGUUCUGCGAUCUGCGAUAUGCCAGCUUUCGGGGGACUCGGGAAUGCUUUGCGUGUGCAACCGAAAACCACUGCAACGUCGUCAGUAGUUCCGAAAAAGUGACCAUUGAUGCAGUUACUGUGAUUGUGUCGGCUUCGGCUAGUGCCAUAUUCUUUGCGAUUAAUCAUUUUUGCAAUCUCCGUUGAAUGGCAAUAAAGUCAGAAAGUUAUCUUUUUUUCUCAUGUGUGUCAUACGAAUCGAUUGAGCCGCACCCAGUCUUCGUUGGUUCCAGCGUAAAGUAUUGCAUUUUUGCAACAUGAUAAUGUUAAACAAGUUAUUAAAAGCGUGUAGUUUUUUGUUUAUUGUUA
Messenger RNA from Malaya genurostris, 787 nucleotides. RefSeq lists its product as uncharacterized. Lineage: Eukaryota; Metazoa; Arthropoda; Insecta; Diptera; Culicidae. Bases 110 to 625 code for a protein of 171 amino acids. The record is from RefSeq and is a predicted model, not a curated record. The transcript has 2 exons.